CUGAUCGACCAACUGAUCGACCCACUGAUCGACCAACUGGUCGACCAACUGGUCGACCAACUGAUCGACCAACUGAUCGACCAACUGAUCGACCAACUGAUCGACCAACUGAUCGACCAACUGAUCGACCAACUGAUCGACCAACUGAUCGACCAACUGGUCGACCAACUGAUCGACCAACUGAUCGACCAACUGAUCGACCAACUGAUCGACCAACUGAUCGACCAACUGAUCGACCAACUGAUCGACCAACUGAUCGACCAACUGAUCGACCAACUGAUCGACCAACUGAUCGACCAACUGGUCGACCAACUGAUCGACCAACUGAUCGACCAACUGAUCGACCAACUGAUCGACCAACUGAUCGACCAACUGAUCGACCAACUGAUCGACCAACUGAUCGACCAACUGGUCGACCAACUGAUCGACCAACUGAUCGACCAACUGAUCGACCAACUGAUCGACCAACUGAUCGACCAACUGAUCGACCAACUGAUCGACCAACUGAUCGACCAACUGAUCGACCAACUGAUCGACCAACUGAUCGACCAACUGAUCGACCAACUGAUCGACCAACUGAUCGACCAACUGGUCGACCAACUGAUCGACCAACUGAUCGACCAACUGAUCGACCAACUGAUCGACCAACUGAUCGACCAACUGAUCGACCAACUGAUCGACCAACUGAUCGACCAACUGAUCGACCAACUGAUCGACCAACUGAUCGACCAACUGAUCGACCAACUGAUCGACCAACUGAUCGACCAACUGAUCGACCAACUGAUCGACCAACUGAUCGACCAACUGAUCGACCAACUGAUCGACCAACUGAUCGACCAACUGAUCGACCAACUGAUCGACCAACUGAUCGACCAACUGAUCGACCAACGGAUCGACCAACUGGUCGACCAACUGAUCGACCAACUGAUCGUCUGA
Molecule: messenger RNA, 936 nt
Organism: Danaus chrysippus (African queen)
Lineage: Eukaryota; Metazoa; Arthropoda; Insecta; Lepidoptera; Nymphalidae
Source: the annotation of a GenBank genome assembly